GGGGGAUUGCCACCGGUCCCCCGGGUGCUCCCGAUGUGGCUCCGGGUUCAUUCAGGGGCCGGAAAAGAAUGGUAACAUGAACGGUGGAGAGUGAGCGCGUCACCGGAGGAAGGGGAAGAGAUUGAUGGGCAGGGCGCUUACUUGGCGAAGGAUCACAUCCCUGGGACCGCGGGAAGAGGUCACUUGGCGUCGCCUUUCCUUCCUGGCUGGACUCUCCUGACAUAGGUCGCCUGCUUCCACUGGGUUCUGGGCGGCGGAACCGCUGGCUGCAGGGCGCGCGAGGACGCUGGAGUUGGUGGCCCUGUGUCCACAGAGGAGUUCAGUGGCGGAUCCCCUGUUUUUGGAUCCCAGAGGAGCCCGCAGGCACGCUGGCUCUGGAGGGACUUGGACUUGAGUCCAGAUGGCCAACUCCCUCUGAAGCCUGCAGAUUGGUGCUGAGCAAGCCACCAAAGUUUGUAGCUUCUCCUCAGUUUCUGGGGCUUUCCAAGGCAGAGACAAGGACUUUGGCACUAAACACAAGAAGCAGUCAGGGGACCGUCUUUCUUAACUUUUCUCCUCUGUUAUUUGCGAUGAAGAGGAAACAGAAGAGGUUUCUGCAGAUGACUUUGCUGUUCAUGGUGGCUUUGAUAUUCCUGCCCAAUAUUGGUCUUUGGUCUCUGUACAAGGAUAAGCACCUGGUGAAAUCUACAGAGCCCGGGGAGCAGCAGACAUUUCCACUGGGCCUAGGAGAUGGGCAAUUCUAUGCAUGGACACCUGGUGUGCGAAGAAAGGACUGGCAUGACUAUGGAAGCAUUCAGAAAGAGGCUUUGCGUUCAGGAAAGGGUGAACAUGGAAAACCGUACCCUCUCACUGACGAAGACCAUGAUGACUCAGCUUACAGGGAGAAUGGAUUCAACAUUUUCGUUAGCAACAAUAUUGCUCUAGAGCGGUCCCUGCCAGAUAUUCGCCAUGCUAACUGUAAGCACAAGAUGUACCUGGAAAGGCUGCCAAACACCAGCAUCAUUAUCCCAUUUCAUAAUGAAGGUUGGACUUCGCUCCUCCGGACCAUAUACAGUAUAAUUAACCGAACUCCAGAGAGUCUCAUCGCAGAAAUCAUUCUGGUGGAUGACUUCAGUGACAGAGAACACUUGAAGGAUAAAUUAGAAGAAUACAUGUCCCGAUUUUCCAAAGUGAGGAUUGUUCGCACCAAGAAAAGGGAAGGGCUUAUCCGGACAAGACUCUUGGGUGCCUCCAUGGCGAGAGGAGAAGUCCUGACAUUCCUGGACUCCCACUGUGAGGUUAAUGUGAACUGGCUGCCUCCACUCCUUAACCAAAUUGCACUAAACCACAAAACCAUCGUGUGCCCUAUGAUCGAUGUCAUUGACCACAAUCACUUUGGGUACGAGGCACAAGCUGGCGAUGCCAUGCGAGGAGCCUUCGACUGGGAGAUGUACUACAAAAGAAUCCCCAUCCCUCCAGAGCUCCAGAGGGCAGAUCCCAGCGACCCUUUUGAGUCCCCUGUUAUGGCUGGAGGUCUCUUUGCUGUGGAUAGAAAAUGGUUUUGGGACUUGGGGGGCUAUGAUCCAGGUUUAGAAAUCUGGGGAGGAGAACAGUAUGAAAUCUCUUUUAAGGUUUGGAUGUGUGGAGGAGAAAUGUUUGAUGUUCCGUGUUCCAGAGUUGGUCAUAUCUACAGGAAGUACGUCCCUUACAAAGUUCCGUCGGGAACCAGCCUGGCCCGAAACCUGAAGCGGGUGGCAGAGACCUGGAUGGACGAGUUCGCCGAGUACAUUUACCAGCGGCGGCCAGAGUACCGGCACCUCUCCACCGGCGACAUCUCCGCGCAGAAGGAGUUGCGCAAGCAGCUCAAGUGCAAGGACUUCAAGUGGUUCAUGGCGGCCGUGGCCUGGGACGUGCCCAAGUUCUACCCCCCGGUGGAGCCCCCACCUGCUGCCUGGGGGGAGAUUCGAAAUGUAGCAGCAAAUCUGUGUGUGGACAGCAAGCAUGGUGCUACAGGAACUGAGCUGAGGCUGGACAUCUGUGUCAAGGACGGUUCGGAAAGGACAUGGUCUCAUGAACAGCUCUUUACCUUUGGAUGGAGAGAAGAUAUUCGACCUGGUGAGCCCUUACACACCCGAAAAUUCUGCUUCGAUGCGAUCUCCCACAGCAGCCCGGUCACGCUGUAUGACUGCCACGGCAUGAAAGGAAACCAGCUCUGGGGAUACCGCCAGGACAGAACAUUAUUUCAUCCAGUGAGCAACAGCUGCAUGGAUUGCAAUCCCGCAGAGAAGAAAAUGUUCAUGGCCAGAUGUGACCCUCUCUCUGAGACUCAGCAGUGGAUUUUUGAACAUAUUAAUAUGACUGUUUUAGAAAACUUUAACCACCAUGCCAGCUCCUAGAAAGAGUGAUGGGAGAAAGAAAGAGCAAUUAUCUACAGAUGACAAACUAAUGUUGGCCAGCCUCUGGGUCGAAGGAGUCAGGAGUAACAUUUCCUGGAUCCAGGAAGCCUGGGUUAAAGAUGGGCAAAGGCCAUGUGUAAGUGGGUUGUCCUGAAGAACUCCCUGCCUCUGAAGAACUUGGCUGAGAACCUCACCAGCUGCUUCUGGGAACUCGAGACCAGCAGUUCCCUUGCUGGCCAAGGGCAAAGAUUACUUAGGGACUUUUCAAGACAACUGCUGAGAGUUAACAAAUCCUAGCAUUUCUCAGGUCAAAUCCUGCAGUAGUGAGUAGCUAUGAAUGGAUCCUA
Molecule: messenger RNA, 2722 nt
Organism: Echinops telfairi (small Madagascar hedgehog)
Lineage: Eukaryota; Metazoa; Chordata; Mammalia; Afrosoricida; Tenrecidae
Gene: GALNTL6
Product: polypeptide N-acetylgalactosaminyltransferase like 6
Exons: 13
Coding region: 570-2375 (601 amino acids)
Cellular component (GO): Golgi apparatus
Source: RefSeq, a predicted model, not a curated record